CCUUUUACUUUUCUUUUUCUUCUUUUCAACACAUUAUAAACAUAUAUAGUAGUACUAUAUAAAAAAAAUACAUUUAUUCUAUUUUUUCUUUUCUACUCUUUCCUCCUUCAAUCUUCUUCUGGGUGUUCUUGAUUUCUCACCAAUUAUUCAGUUUGUCAGCUCAAUAGUAUUUAAUCCUGAUCAGAGGAAGGGAGAUGCUGCAUGCUGACAGGAACUUGGUCUUUACUCUCUACCGUCACUGAAACUUCAGGCUGAAAGGAGUUAUGACAAAGUAUUCUACAGACGAGGUGGAACUGUAUACCAAUUGGGAUGAUGUGUUUUGUCCCAUCUGCCUGGAUUUUCCUCACAAUGGUGUUCUCCUCCGGUGCUCAUCUUAUGACAAGGGUUGCAGGCCUUUUUUGUGUGACACAGAUCAUUUGCAUUCCAACUGUCUAGAACGCUUCAAACAAGCAAAUCAGAUGAUGGCUGGUUCACAAUCACUGACAUCCAAUGAGCGAGAAGAUGUGACAAAAUCGGAGGCCAACAGCUGGCCUCCCUGCCCCUUGUGUAGAGGAGAAGUUACUGGAUGGGUUGUUGUUGAGAAGGCCCGCAUGCAUCUCGAUGUCAAGGAACGCUGUUGUGAAGAGGAUAAAUGUGGAUUUAAAGGUACCUUCGCUGAACUCCAGAAACAUGCUAAACUUGACCACCCUCAUGCAUGUCCCUCAAAAAUCGAUCCUGCUCGACAGAUUGACUGGGAAAACUUUCAGCAGUCCUCCGAAAUAAUAGACGUCUUGAGUACUAUUCAUGCAGAAGUUCCCCGAGGGGUUGUUUUAGGUGAUUAUGUGAUUGAAUAUGGAAAUGAUAAUUCUGAUGAUGAAUUUGAGAAUUUCCCUUCAGCGGAAGGGAACUGGUGGACAUCAUGUAUCUUGUAUCAGGUAUUUAAUAACUUUAGGACGUCUAGAAACAGAAGAAGAUCUAGAGUAAGUAAUACAAGAAGAGGAAACCGUCAUUUGGGUUAUGAUGCUUCAAACUCUGAUGAGAGUUCUGUGACGUCUGUAGAGUAUGUAGAUUAUGGGGUUGAUGAGACUGAUGAUGAGUUUGUAACUGCUGCUGGCCUCUCAAGAAGAAGAGCUGAUAGUCGCAGGUUCUUUCAUCCACGAAUGGCACUCCUUCCAAACUCUCCCUGCUGUUUUCUUCCUUCUGACAAUUUCAAUACAUACUAACCGCCACUCCAUUUUUAUCCUCAUAAAAUGAUCCACCAACAAAUAACUUCAACUGUUUUGAGUCGUCAUACAAAAUUGAGAUAACAAGUCCUAAAUUAUAUUUAGAUAUGAUCAUAUGGUGGUGGAGAAAAGUAUUAGUCAUGGAAGUCCAAACAACGAAGUAUCAAGCGAAUAAAUAGGAAACGGAAAAGGAGUAGAAUAUACUAGCCUCUUCAUAUUUUAAUCCUCACUGGUUAUAUUUGCAUUUCAGCUAUUUCCACCACCAUCAACAACAGCAUACCCAAUUUAGUCGCACAAAGUGGGGUUUGGGGAAGGUAGAGUGUACGUAGACCUUACCUCUAUCUCAGAGGUGGAGAGGCUGUUUCCAAUAUACCCAUCUCGAGACAAAAACAGUCUGUAAAUUUCAUUUAUUUCCACCAUUUCUAACAUUAUACCAUUGACCUAGCUUGUUGCAACUUCUGAAGUUAAGAUUUUGGGGUUACUGACUAUGGUAUGGUUGUGAAAUCCAUGGUUGUGAAAACCAUGCUAUUAGUACUGGCCUACUAAGAGCCUUUUCUUCUGCCUCGUAAAUUGUGUUUGACGGAAACAUUUGACCGUCAAUCAUUUACCUUUUUGCUAAUUCUAAACUCCUUGUGGAAACUAUAAAGAAUUGAUCUGGGAAGAAAACAGACAGUUCAAUGUGCGUUCAAGUGAUUUAUAGUCGAGCAUUGUCUAUUCUCCCCUAUCAGUAUUGUUAUUAUUACUUGCAUGCUAUCUUGUUCUUCGAUUCUAUUAUUACCUGUUGUUUCCCUUGCUUGAGUUACGUAUUACAUGUUGUUACUGUUUCUCUUGUCCAUUAUGUGCAUGACUGCUUCACUGUUAUAUUGUUCUUUCCAUACUUGGUUUUAUUAUGCUUUAAUUGAGUUAGGAUCUAUUGGAAACAGCCUCUCUACCUUCACAAGGUAGGGGUAAGACUGCGUACACACCAACCCUUCUCAGAGGCCACUUGUGCGAUUACACUCGGUAUGUUGUUUUUGUCGUAAAGGCUGGUCCGGCUGGUCCAGUUUAAGAAUUGUAUUGCAGAAACAUAGAAAAUGGCAUCAUGUGAAGGAGAUUGCUUUAGCGAAUUUGUAUUGUCAAUAGUAUCUUUGUCACUAAUGUUCUGUCUGAUUCACAAGUUUUAUUUUUUUCAUGCUUCCUUUGUGGUACAGUUCUCAAAGGCGACGUUCCCGCUUCUAUGAUAAUUAGG
Messenger RNA from Capsicum annuum, 2430 nucleotides. RefSeq lists its product as uncharacterized. NCBI's taxonomy places the organism in Eukaryota, Viridiplantae, Streptophyta, Magnoliopsida, Solanales, Solanaceae. The transcript has 3 exons. The record is from RefSeq and is a predicted model, not a curated record. Bases 264 to 1202 code for a protein of 312 amino acids.